CAGACACGUCGUUGUUAAGGAAAAUAGAAAACCUCUAAAAGGAGAAAAAACAACAACCAACAAAGAUCAAUCCAUAUUUCUGGAAAUCCAACCUCUAUGAGUUUUUGUCUUCUUAAGAUCAAACAUAUCAAUUCAACAUUUUCAAGUUCUUCACCAACAUUCUUAAUCGCCGGUCAGUAUCUUCAUCUAGGUUUUCGAUUCCAUCUCAUAGAUUAAUGGCUAAUUAAAAGGAUCAUAUACUCAUAAACAUGACUUCAUCUGGGAGGAGAAGCAUAAGAAGAGGCUCAUCAUCUUCCAAGAAACCGGUUCUCCAAUCCCAAGAAAGCGGAAACAAUAGCUUUAACGAAACCACAUUUCCUAAACCCGGUUCACCCCACCCCGAACCGGUCUCCGACAUCGAGCGAACCGUCAAGAAGCUACGUUUAUCCAAAGCCCUAACCAUCCCCGAAGGAACAACCGUCUUCGACGCAUGUCGAAGAAUGGCUUCACGCCGCGUCGACGCGGUCCUCCUCACCGACACAAGCGCUCUUCUCUCAGGCAUCGUCACAGACAAGGACAUAGCAACGAGAGUGAUCGCAGAAGGGUUGAGACCAGAACACACUCUUGUCUCCAAAGUCAUGACAAGAAACCCUAUCUUCGUAACAUCAGACUCAUUAGCCAUCCAAGCUCUAGAGAAGAUGGUUCAAGGCAAGUUCCGACACUUACCAGUAGUGGAAAACGGUGAAGUCAUCGCUAUUUUAGACAUAACAAAAUGUCUCUACGACGCAAUCUCACGCAUGGAGAAAGCAGCAGAGCAAGGAAGCGCCUUAGCCGCUGCUUAUCCAUUCAUCGAAACAUUAAGAGACCAUAUGUUCAAACCAGCGUUAUCCACAAUCAUUACAGAACACUCAAAGGUCGCACUCGUCUCUCCUUCGGAUCCCGUCUUCGUAGCUUCCAAGAAAAUGCGUGACCUAAGGGUUAACUCAGUGAUCAUUUCCGUGGGGAACAAGAUACUCGGAAUACUAACUUCAAAAGACAUUUUAAUGAGAGUCGUCGCACAGAAUCUCUCACCUGAGCUUACACUCGUCGAGAAAGUAAUGACGCCAAGCCCCGAAUGCGCGUCGAUGGAGACAACAAUCGUCGACGCGUUACACAUCAUGCACGACGGUAAGUUUCUACACCUUCCGGUUCUAGACAAAGACGGAUACGCAGCGGCUUGUGUCGACGUGUUGCAGAUAACACACGCGGCUAUCUCCACCGUUGAGAACAGUUCAGGAGCUGUUAAUGACAUGAUGCAGAAGUUUUGGGACUCUGCUCUCACGUUGGAGCAGCAUCCACCAGAGGAUUACGAGACGCAUAGCGAUAUGUCGGCUACGUUGUUGAACUCGGAGGAUACGGGGAAGUUGCAGUCUCAAGGGAGUGUUGUGAGUUUGUUUGCGUUUAAGUUUGAAGAUCGGAAUGGGAGAGUGCAUAGGUUUAACGCGACGGGUGAGAGUUUUGAGGAGGUGAUGAGUGGUGUGAUGGAAGGGUGUGGUGAGGUGGUUGAUUCAGGGGUUGUUGUGCAGAUUAUGUAUGAAGAUGAUGAAGGUGAUAGGGUUUUGAUAAGUGGGGAUGGUGAUGUUGUUGCUGCUGUUGGGUUUGCUAGGUCUUUGGGGCAAAAGGUUUUGAAGUUGUAUUUGGAUUUUGGUGAGACGGUGUGUGUUGAUCAGAUGGUUAGAGAUUUGUCUGAAGGGAGUUUUGGUGGAGGUGGGAGUUUGGUUGGGUGGAAGGGUGGUGUUGUGGCUGGGGUUAUUGUCUUGACGAGUAUAGGUGUUCUUGUUUACUUGAAACGUUCUAAGUGAUUUAUAAUAUGUUACAUGUUACUUGUUUUUCUUUUUGAAAUUUUGGUGAGAUUUAACAUUCAUUGUAAAGUAAUUAUAAAACUUGUUACAAGAUUAUGAUAUUACUAGUG
Eruca vesicaria subsp. sativa (arugula) is the source of this 1930-nucleotide messenger RNA. Lineage: Eukaryota; Viridiplantae; Streptophyta; Magnoliopsida; Brassicales; Brassicaceae. The record is from the annotation of a GenBank genome assembly.